Gossypium raimondii (Peruvian cotton) is the source of this 1918-nucleotide messenger RNA. RefSeq lists its product as uncharacterized. Gene Ontology annotation, molecular function: protein binding. The transcript is spliced from 8 exons. Bases 334 to 1758 code for a protein of 474 amino acids. NCBI's taxonomy places the organism in Eukaryota, Viridiplantae, Streptophyta, Magnoliopsida, Malvales, Malvaceae. The record is from RefSeq and is a predicted model, not a curated record.
UAGUUUAUUCAUUUCCAAUUCGAAAAUUGAAAAGGAGAUCGAAACGGUAUGCUAACGGGAAUCUGAGAUAGAAAGGAGAAGAUAAGAAGAAAAAUUACAUCUUUACCUUCCGGUACGCACUACAUAAUCGCUUGCUGUACAUAAUAGUACUAAGCAAGCCCUAGAUUUGGAGGUUUUAGGCGGUGGAGGCGGCGGCGGUGGCUGUUAAUUUUGAUGGGUGCUCAACUGGCAGCACCACCACCACCAGCGACUAUUGGGUGUUUGCUGAAUUAGGGUUUUUUGUGUAGACCUUACUUAGAUUCGAAGGAGAGAACCACAAAAAAAGGGAAAGAUAUGGAUGGUGGGCGGAGAUUAGCGGUUAGCCCAAGGCCUUGUAGCGGACGGAGAAUAGUCGCAUCGAAGAAAAGAGGGAGAGCGGAUGGGUUUGUUAACAGCGUCAAGAAGCUUCAACGAAGAGAAAUUUGUUCAAAGCGACACCGUGCUUUCUCCAUCACCGACGCCCAGGAGCGUUUCCGUAACAUCCGCUUGCAGGAGGAAUAUGAUACUCAUGAUCCGAAAGGACAUUGUUCGAUGGUAUUACCAUUUCUGAGGAAGAGGUCAAAGAUUAUAGAGAUUGUGGCUGCACGAGACAUUGUCUUUGCUCUUGCUCAAUCGGGUGUUUGUGCAGCAUUUAGCCGAGAGACUAAUCAAAGAAUAUGCUUCCUAAAUGUCACUGCUGAUGAAGUUAUACGGAGCUUGUUUUAUAAUAAAAACAAUGACUCACUUAUCACAGUCUCAGUUUAUGCUUCUGACAAUUUCAGCUCCUUGAAAUGUAGAAGCACAAGGAUCGAAUACAUACGGAGAGGUCAACCUGAUGCUGGCUUUGCUCUUUUUGAAUCUGAGUCAUUGAAGUGGCCAGGUUUUGUUGAGUUUGAUGAUGUAAAUGGGAAGGUACUCACAUAUUCUGCACAGGAUAGCAUAUACAAGGUGUUUGACCUAAAGAAUUAUACAAUGUUAUACUCCAUAUCAGAUAGAAAUGUUCAAGAGAUUAAGAUCAGCCCAGGGAUUAUGUUAUUGAUUUUCACUAAAGUUGGCGGCCAUGUUCCUCUUAAGAUUCUUUCAAUAGAGGAUGGUACUGUUCUUAAAUCUUUUAGUCAUCUUCUUCACCGGAAUAAGAAAGUGGAUUUCAUCGAACAGUUCAAUGAAAAGCUUCUUGUGAAGCAGGAAAAUGAAAACCUCCAGAUUCUCGAUGUACGCAAUGCUGAGCUAACAGAAGUUAGCAAAAAUGAAUUCAUGACCCCAUCAGCAUUUAUAUUUCUGUAUGAAAACCAGUUAUUCCUUACAUUUAGAAAUCGGACAGUGGCCGUGUGGAACUUCCGUGGAGAACUUGUAACUUCAUUUGAAGAUCACCUUUUAUGGCAUCCUGACUGCAACACCAAUAAUAUAUACAUCACAAGUGAUCAAGAUCUUAUUAUCUCUUACUGCAAGGCUGAUUCUGAUGAUCCAUUGUCUGAAGGAAAUGGCUCCAUUAAUAUCAGCAAUAUAUUGACCGGGAAAUGUCUCGCCAAAAUACGAGCAAGCAACAGUUUCCCAGUUGAAGAACAAUGCAGCUGCAGUGACAAAUGUGGUUGCAGUUCAAAAACGCAGAGCAACGCGUCGAGAAUUAGAAGCAGGGUCGCAGAAGCAUUGGAAGAUAUAACUGCACUUUUCUAUGACGAAGAACGCAACGAGAUAUAUACGGGUAAUAGGUACGGUCUAGUUCAUGUGUGGUCUAACUAAGGGUUUGAUUUUGGUUAGGAUGUUAUGUAAUAUUAGUUGAGUGGUUUGUGAAUUGGGGCAUUGUGAUUGUCAUGGAACUGUACCAUUAUUAACUAUUAUUGUAUCGAAAAUUCAUUUAGUUUCUGCUCUAAAUGAUAUUAUUAUUAGGCUUUAUUCACAA